CUUUUUGUCUGAGUGGCAUUUGGGAAUCUCCUGACUCCUCUCCAAGGGACGGGUGGGGGGCUGGGCUGGGGGAGCUGACUACUGACCCUCCAGGCCUAGCAGGAGGACCGACCAAGGGGUAUCCCUCUGGCUUCCUGCUCCGUCUCCAGCCCUCGCUUCUGCUCACCUGCCCAAAGAUGCUCUGGGCUUCUCUGCUGUUGCAAGGAUUCUCCUUCUCUUGGGCUGCAAGCAGUUCCCACUGGACAUAUGAAGGGGCCCAUGGACAAGCGCACUGGCUGGACACGUAUCCUGACUGUGGGUGGAAAGCACAGUCCCCCAUCAACAUCCAGACCGAGGCAGUCCACUAUGACCCCUCCCUGCCUCCAGUGGAGCCUGAGGGAUACCGCAGCCCUGGGAGCGAGGCGCUGACCCUUAAAAAUAAUGGGCACACAGUGCAGAUGUCGCUGCCCCAGACGAUGCGCUUGCACGGCCUGCCCAGGGUCUACUCAGCUGUCCAGCUACACUUCCAUUGGGGCAGCACGAGACACACUGGGGGGUCAGAGCACCGGGUGGAUGGCCAGGUCUUCCCUGCGGAGCUUCACAUUGUUCAUUUCAACUCGGAAAAGUACGCCAACCUGAGCGAGGCGAAACACCACGCAGACGGCCUGGCUGUGCUGGGCAUCUUCCUGGAGGUUGGUAACGUGGAGAAUCCUGCCUACAGCCACAUCUUUGACCACUUGGAAGACAUCGAGCAUGCAGAGCAGGAAAUCGUGCUCUCGCCCUUCAACGUCCGUGACCUCCUUCCUGCUCACUUGGGCCACUAUUUCCGUUACAAUGGUUCUCUGACGACCCCGCCGUGCUACCAGAGCGUGCUGUGGACUGUCUUCCACCAGGCUGUCCCCAUCUCUGCAGCCCAGCUGGAGAAGCUGCAGAAAUCCCUUUAUGCCACGGAAGCUGACAAGAGCCCAUCGCUGCCUCUCAUGGAUAACUUCCGGAUGCCCCAAGACUUGAACCGCCGCCUGGUCCUCUCAUCCUUCCCGGCGGGGCCCUCUGGAUAUUCUGCAGGCAAGGUUGUGGCCAUACUUUUCGGGGUGCUUUUGGGCUGCCUCAGCCUCUUCUUCGCUGGCUGGAUUGUGGCAAAAAGAAUACGGUGAGAUGCAGGCGGACACGGGAAGCCAAGCAGUUCCAUUCUUCCCGCAGGAGGGAGAAGAGCAUUAUGGACCAGAAGGGCGUCGUCUUCAAAUCCUCAUCGCCUCGACCAACUGCGGAUUAAGAGCUCAGCUGGAGUC
Eublepharis macularius is the source of this 1268-nucleotide messenger RNA. It is a transcript of the gene CA14, whose product is annotated as carbonic anhydrase 14. Gene Ontology annotation, cellular component: plasma membrane. The transcript is spliced from 11 exons. The record is from RefSeq and is a predicted model, not a curated record. Gene Ontology annotation, molecular function: zinc ion binding; carbonate dehydratase activity. Bases 177 to 1133 code for a protein of 318 amino acids. NCBI's taxonomy places the organism in Eukaryota, Metazoa, Chordata, Lepidosauria, Squamata, Eublepharidae.